Molecule: messenger RNA, 2407 nt
Organism: Oryzias melastigma (Indian medaka)
Lineage: Eukaryota; Metazoa; Chordata; Actinopteri; Beloniformes; Adrianichthyidae
Exons: 3
Coding region: 135-2186 (683 amino acids)
Source: RefSeq, a predicted model, not a curated record
AGGAGUCAGCAUAGAAAUGCAUCUGUGUAGAAACUUGUUCACCAAGCGCCUGUCAACCAGAAGACUGUCUUUAAAACCAGAAACAGUGAAAGCUCUAUUCUGAUACUGAUUGAAACCAGACCUGAACAAAGGAAAUGGAUUCCCAAAUUGAAAAGACCAGCCAGAGUCUGACCACUUCUGCAGACAUGCGGAAAACUACCCAGAUGCUGAUGCAGCCAAAUGCAAACUGGGAGGAGUAUCUGGCUCCUUCUCCCCUCUCCAUCGCCAUCAUGGGGGAGUUGGUCUUCAUCUCGUCAAAUACAGACUUCUCCAUUAACAAGAACCCCCCAGAAGAUGGAUUCAAGUACAUAAAGUACCCAGAUUCCUUCAGGGCUUGUCUCAUGCAAGUCUGUAACUCAGGCUGGCAAGCUUUCAACCUCGCCCAUAAGAAUAUGGAUCAAAUCCGCAUUCAUACAGCCUCUGUUCCAGACUACAUGAAAUCUGUGGUAAAAAUCCUCUUUCAGGGAGAUGAUGAAACUGUUGAAAAUUUUCUCCCAAACCAGUUGAAAAACAUCCCGACCAUUGCAGAUGAAUGUGUGGAGCUAGCAGAUGGAGUUAAAAAGCUAUACAAUGAUGUCAUUAGUUUAAUCCAGGAGCUGCUGGAAGCCAUCAUCAAUGCUAAACACAUCCAUGGAGAAGACCUGGAAAAGGUUAUGAACAAAAUUAAGGAAAAUGAAAUGAGGGAAAAGAGUGCAAAGGAGUUAGAUGAAAGAUAUACUAAAGCAAUGGAGGCUAUGUCUAACCAGGUUGAAGAAGCACAAGAAGAGUACAAAAGAUCAAUGAACUCCCUCCCAACAGGGUGGGAUCUGGUUAGCACUGAGGUAGCUGAAACACUGACACAGACAGUGGGUACAAUGGUAAAUGCAGUUGCUGCAAUGGCCUCACAACAUCCAGCAACUUCAAAAUCUGGAUCUUCAGAAAUGGACGUAUUUAACAAGAGUGAAACUGUGGACGUGGUCUCAGAACUAGAAAUCUACAGCAGGUCUUCACAGAUUCUUAGACAAGCAACAACUUUCCUAGAGUACAUAGAUGAAGAUAAGAUCAACUGGAAAGCGCUGUAUGACCAGAAGACCAAGAGCCCAAAAACUCAGUACACCAAGGAAGAAUUUGAAAGGCUCUUUAAAAAAAUACAGAAGGCAGAUGUGAGCAAAGUAAAAGAUAAAGCUCUGUCUCUGUGUGAGAGGGGCAUCACCAUCUGUGAACGUCUCGCAUCAUAUUCUCCAGACCAGGUUUGGGAUAAGGAAACAACAGCAGAGCUGAUUAAAGAAGUAAACAUGCUGCAUCAAGAUGCUCUGAAGUUUGACUCUAAGAGUAAAUUCAAGACUGCUACUCCAGCUUUUACUCCUAAACCACCAAUGGUUUUCAAAACAAGGGGGAAUUCUGGACCACAGUCUACAAAGCAAAGAGCAGCAGAGAACGCACGCUUUCGCAUAGAGCAGAGCCGAGAACAGCUGAAGCAAGCUGGAGAAGAAUAUAGCAAAGUUGUGGAGAGAAUGGAGAGAAACAAGAAAGAGCUAAUUGACAUCUUGGUGGAGAUGCAAAACUGCAAGAUUAAAGAGAUUGAGUUUGACACAAUAAUCAAAUUGCUUAUAAAAGGCAUGGAUGCCAUGGGUCGAGUGAAAGAGCAGUGGGAGAAGAUGGUGCGCUUCUUCAAAAUGGUGGCUGAUAUUGUGAGAAACAGUCUUGGGAAAACCCUGCCCCAGUUCUUGCAAAACUCUGAAAACAUGGAAGAAUCUACCUACAACUCUAAGCUCUUUACCAAAGACCUGGUGUACAGCCAGGCCUUUCAAGCUUCCAACAUCGCCAGCCUGGUCCAUAUGAUCUCAUGGACCUACUGUGAAGUGUCCAACAAAUACCUGAUGGACAGUGUGAGCAGGCUGGGUAGACUCAUGACAAUGGAAAAUGAGACAACUGAGUUUAAAGAAGUGCACAAGAACCUGCAAGACUCCUGCCAAAAAGCUCAGGAAAACAUCUUAAACUUGGUCCAAAAAACCCAGAAAGAAUUUAAGAAAAAUACAGAUACCAGAAUGGCACAAAUUGAAAGUAGGCUGAAGGCUGUUCUGCCCGCUGCUUCACCAGAGGAAACUCAAAGGAUCAAAGAAAUUGUUCAGGCCAGCAUUACAGAUGAAGACACAGAUAAUCAAUAAAGUUUGAUUAAAAUCAAGGGCAUAUAUAGAUUUAGGGGCUGUGGUGAAAAAAACUGUAAUCAUGUUGUAAUCAUGGGUGUUUCUGUUUUAGGUAAAAUGUUUUUAAGUAAUAAAGCUAUAAAAUAACUUAAAACAAACAUCUGAAGCUUUAAAGUGGUAAUAUUUGAAUUUGCAUUUAUCUGCAUCUCAACAUAGAAAAGAACUGUUGUGAAGCACUGAAG